AAACCGUAAAUAAAGAAAGAGAUAAGGUCCCAAGUGACAACCGGCACACGCUUUCGCGUCCGAUCUCUAUUUCCCCUAACCUCCCAUUAAAACCACAUCCCAUUCAAAUCCCAACGACCCUUCCACCGCCAUCUCAACGGAAAACAUUAUCAUUAUCAUCAUUCCACAUCCACAAUCUCACCGGAACCCUAAAAUUUCACACUCUCUCAAUCUCAAUCCAUGGAAACCGCUGACGGAAUCGAAGCCGUGAACGCACCGCUUCAUCAUCCACCGGAUCUAACCUCCACAUCUCAGAGUGUUUCCGCCGGUAACGUGAAUUCGUUCAUCAGCUAUGAUGACGACGAUGAUGACGAGGAGGAUGUUUGUCGGAUCUGUAGAAAUAACGGAGACGAUGAUAAUCCGCUUCGGUAUCCGUGUGCUUGUAGCGGUAGUAUUAAGUUUGUGCAUCAGGAUUGUCUUCUUCAGUGGCUGAAUCAUAGCAACGCUCGCCAGUGUGAGGUUUGCAAGCACCCAUUUUCGUUCUCACCCGUGUACGCUGAAAAUGCACCUGCAAGGCUUCCUUUUCAAGAAUUCGUAGUUGGAAUGGCAAUGAAAGCAUAUCACGUCCUGCAAUUCUUUCUACGUCUCAGUUUCGUGCUUUCUGUAUGGCUUCUAAUCAUACCAUUUAUAACCUUUUGGAUAUGGCGUUUCUCAUUCGUCAGGAAUUACGGUGAAGCCCAGGGAUUGUUCCUGAGUCAUAUUUCGACUUACGUUAUCCUCACCGACUGCCUUCAUGGGUUCUUACUUUCCGCAAGCAUAGUUUUUAUUUUUCUUGGGGCCACAUCCUUACGGGACUAUUUUCGACAUCUGAGAGAAAUUGGUGGCCAGGAUGGUGACAGAGAAGAUGAAGGGGAUAGAAACGGUGCUCGUGUUGCCAGAAGACCACCAGUUCAAGCCAACAGGAAUGUUAUUGGUGAGGGGAAUGGUGACGAUGCUGGUGGGGCCCAAGGAAUUGCUGGGGCUGGUCAGAUGAUUAGAAGAAAUGCGGAAAAUGUUGCAGCCAGAUGGGAGAUGCAAGCCGCUCGUCUUGAGGCACAUGUUGAGCAGAUGUUUGAUGGACUUGAUGAUGGGGAUGGUGCAGAGGAUGUUCCUUUUGAUGAGCUCGUUGGCAUGCAGGGCCCUGUUUUCCAUUUGGUCGAAAAUGCAUUCACUGUUCUUGCAAGUAACAUGAUAUUUCUUGCGGUUGUAAUCCUCGUGCCUUUCCACCUAGGACGUUUCAUACUCUAUCAUCUAUCAUGGAUGUUAUCAUCCGCCGCCACCCCCGUGCUAUCAACCGGUCUUCCACUUAACGAACAAGCACUUGCCUUAGCCAACAUUACACUAAAGAACGCGCUAACCGGAGUAACAAAUCUGACAUCCGACACCAACUCAAACAACAACGUAAUUAGCCACGUUGCAGAAAUGUUGAAUGAGAAUUCUACCACACUUUCCGAGUCAUCAAACAAUGUCACUCUUCCCGUUUCAUCGGAUAUUAUAAAAGACGUGGCUAUAGGUGCAUCACGGUUGUCGGAUGUUACUACUCUCGCCGUUGGAUAUAUUUUCAUUUUCUCACUUGUCGUUUUCUACUUGGGUGUUAUCGUAAUGAUUCGGUACUCCAGAGGAGAGCCUUUGACGAUGGGACGGUUUUAUGGUAUUAUUUCUAUAGCCGGGACGAUUCCGUCUCUCUUCCGACAGUUUGUGGCGGCAAUGAGACAUUUAAUGACGAUGAUUAAGGUCGCCUUUUUGUUAGUCAUUGAGCUAGGUGUUUUCCCGCUUAUGUGUGGAUGGUGGUUAGAUUUUUGUACCAUAAGAAUGUUCGGCAAAUCUAUGUCUCAUAGAGUUGAGUUCUUUUCAUCAUCUCCAUUAGCAAGCUCGUUGAUUCAUUGGGCUGUUGGUAUUGUCUACAUGUUACAAAUCUCCAUAUUCGUCAGCCUGUUGCGGGGGGUAUUGCGUACUGGAGUUCUUUACUUUCUGCGUGAUCCAGCUGAUCCCAAUUACAAUCCGUUCCGUGAUCUAAUCGACGAUCCUGUGCACAAGCAUGCCCGUAGAGUUCUAUUAUCAGUCACUGUUUAUGGAAGCUUAAUUGUUAUGCUUGUAUUUUUGCCAGUUAAGCUUGCCAUGCGAACGGCUCCAUCUGUUUUCCCUCUUGAUAUAUCAGUAUCUGAUCCAUUCACUGAGAUCCCUGCUAACAUGCUUCUCUUUCAAAUUUGCAUCCCGUUUGCUAUCGAGCACUUUAAGUUAAAGGCAACAAUCAAGUCGGUUCUUCGCUACUGGUUCACUGCAGUUGGCUGGGCUCUUGGUUUAACGGAUUUUCUAUUACCGAGUCCUGAAGAUGAUAACGGCCAAGAAAAUGGUCAGCCGGGUGUUCAAGAUAGAGCGGUGGUCGGUUAUGUGGCUCCCGAAGAUCUAAACAGAGCCAGGCAGGCAGCCGCUGAUGCUAACCUUGCAGAAGAAGCUGAAGUCAAUGAACAAUCUGAUUCAGAGAGGUACGGGUUUGUGCUCUGUAUUGUGCUGCUUUUGCUGGCAGCAUGGAUGACACUGCUAAUCUUCAAUUCUGCUGUAAUUGUGGUGCCCAUAUUCCUUGGACGAGCGCUGUUCAACUCGGUUCCGCUUCUUCCAAUAACACAUGGCAUAAAGUGCAACGACCUGUAUGCGUUCAUUAUUGGAAGUUAUGUCAUCUGGACUGCACUGGCCGGUGUAAGAUAUUCGAUUGAUCAAAUUAAAACAAGGAGAGCUACAGUUCUAUUAGGUCAAGUAUUCAAAUGGUGUUCCAUCGCUGUGAAGAGUUCGGUAUUGUUGUCUAUUUGGAUUUUUAUGAUCCCAGUGAUGAUUGGCCUCCUGUUUGAGCUUUUGGUCAUUGUACCAAUGCGGGUGCCUGUGGAUGAAAGCCCGGUUUUUCUGUUGUAUCAGGAUUGGGCUCUUGGACUCAUCUUUCUGAAGAUAUGGACUCGGCUGGUAAUGAUGGAUCAUAUGUUACCUCUGGCGGACGACAGCUGGCGAGUAAAGUUUGAGCGGGUGAGAGACAACGGUUUCUCAAGGCUGCAAGGCUUUUGGGUGUUACGUGAGAUUGUGGUCCCUAUCGUCAUGAAGCUUCUAACUGCUUUGUGCAUUCCUUACGUAUUAGCUAGAGGGGUAUUUCCGGUAUUUGGCUAUCCGCUAGUGGUCAACUCAGCUGUUUAUCGGUUUGCCUGGCUAGGGUGCCUUGGUUUCAGUUUGUUAUGCUUUUGUGCCAAGAGGUUUCAUAUCUGGUUCACCAACCUUCACAACUCAAUAAGAGACGACCGAUAUUUGAUUGGGCGGAGACUUCAUAACUUUGGGGAAGACAAACAAGAGACCCCUCCGGUUGUCGAGACAUUGGGUUUUGUGGGCCCUGCUUUAAGGAGAGAUAACGGUGGUGAUGCUGAUAUUGGGUUGAGGCAUAGGCACAAUAUUCCAGUCGAGGAUUAAGAAGGGUGGUGUAAGGUAAGCAAUAAAUCAGCAACUUAACUUAAUCUUGUGAGGUGUGUUUUUUGUGAAUAUGGGGUUGUGGUAAAUUAGUAAAGAGGUAGAAGUAUACAAAAAAUGUAUUUUUAUGGUUUAUAUGAAGAGGUCAUUGACUGUA
Helianthus annuus (common sunflower) is the source of this 3619-nucleotide messenger RNA. RefSeq names its product probable E3 ubiquitin ligase SUD1. Gene Ontology annotation, cellular component: endoplasmic reticulum membrane. The transcript is spliced from 9 exons. The coding region runs from base 220 to 3465 and encodes 1081 amino acids. Gene Ontology annotation, molecular function: zinc ion binding. The record is from RefSeq and is a predicted model, not a curated record. Lineage: Eukaryota; Viridiplantae; Streptophyta; Magnoliopsida; Asterales; Asteraceae.